Bufo gargarizans (Asiatic toad) is the source of this 2657-nucleotide messenger RNA. Its product is annotated as zinc finger protein OZF-like. Gene Ontology annotation, biological process: regulation of DNA-templated transcription. Gene Ontology annotation, cellular component: nucleus. Bases 63 to 1640 code for a protein of 525 amino acids. The transcript has 5 exons. The record is from RefSeq and is a predicted model, not a curated record. Gene Ontology annotation, molecular function: RNA polymerase II cis-regulatory region sequence-specific DNA binding; DNA-binding transcription factor activity, RNA polymerase II-specific. Lineage: Eukaryota; Metazoa; Chordata; Amphibia; Anura; Bufonidae.
UCACUGAGCUGCUGAGCGGAGAGGUUUCUAUAAGGUGUCAGGAUGUCGCUGUCUAUUUCUCCAUGGAGGAGUGGGAGUAUUUAGAAGAACACAAGGAUCUGUACAAGGACGUCAUGAUGGAGAAUCACCAGUCCCUCACAUCACCGGAUGGAUCCAGUCAGAGAAAUCCACCAGAGAGAUGUCCCAGUCCUCAGUAUUCCCAGGACUGUCCAGAAGAAAAACCAAAUAUCCCACUGGAUCAUCAGGAAAGUUCUGGAGGAACGAUGAGUGGACUCGAAGAACCCAUAUCAGUGUCUGUGAAUGGUAAGGACAUUUUUGAUGGACAUCUCCUUUUAUCCAAAGAAGAAAACAGUAUCACACAAGUUAAUUCAGUAUCUCCUAAUGCAGCCCAUCACAGUAGAGAUCUAUCCACCAAUAAUGCUGGUCCCAAGAAACUUUGGUCUAAUCAAUCACUUACUGGGAAAACAAGAACAGGACAUGGGAAGAUAUUAUAUGACAAACACUUUAGAAAGAAAUCUAAUCGAUCUUUACAUGAAAGGCCAUUUUUAUGUUUACAAUGUGGGAGGUGUUUUAACAGGAAAUCAAAUCUUGUGGAACAUCAAAGAACCCACACAGGAGAGAAGCCAUUUUCAUGUUUAGAAUGUGGGAAAUGUUUUGGCCAGAAAUCAGUUCUUGUUAAACAUCGGAGAACUCACACAGGAGAGAAGCCAUUUUCAUGUCCUGAAUGUGGAAAGUAUUUUAGUCAGAAAUCAAAUCUUAGGGAACAUCAAAGAAUUCACACAGGGGAGAAGCCAUUUUCAUGUUCUGAAUGUGGUCAAUCUUUUAGCCAAAAAUCAGGUCUUGUUAAACAUCAUCUGAGAACUCACACAGGAGAGAAGCCGUUUUCAUGCACUGAAUGUGGUAAAUGUUUUAGUCGAAAAUCAUAUCUUGUGGAUCAUCUACGAAUCCACACAGGGGAGAAGCCAUUUUCAUGUUCAGAAUGUGGGAAAUGUUUUAGUCAGAAAUCUAAUCUUGUGGAACAUUUACGAAUUCACACAGGAGAGAAGCCGUUUUCAUGUUCAGAAUGUGGGAAAUGUUUUGGGCACAAAUCGGGUCUUGUUAAACAUCAGAGAAUGCACAGAGGAGAGAAGCCAUUUUCUUGUUCAGUGUGUGGGAGGUGUUUUAGUCAAAGAUCAUUUCUUGUGAAACAUCAGAGAAUCCACACAGGAGAAAAGCCGUUUUCAUGUUCAGAAUGUGGGAAAUGUUUUAGACAGAAAUCGGUUCUUGUUAAACAUCAUCUGAGAACACACAGAGGGGAGAAACCAUUUUCUUGUCCUGAAUGUGGAAAAUAUUUUGGCCAGAAAUCAAAUCUUGUGGAACAUCUACGGAUCCACACAGGAGAGAAGCCAUUUUCUUGUUCAGAAUGUGGGAAAUGUUUUGGCCAAAAAUCUGUUCUUGUUAAGCAUAAGCGAACUCACACAGGGGAGAAGCCAUAUUCAUGUUCUGAAUGCGGGAAAUGUUUUAGUAGGAAAUCAUAUCUUACAGAACAUCUAAGAACUCACACAGGAGAGAAGCCGUUUUCAUGUUCAGAAUGUGGGAAAUGUUUUAGACAGAAAUCAGGUCUUGUUAAACAUCGAAGAAGUCACAUAGAGGAAAUAUAAGAACAGGUGUGGUGCUUCAUUGUUAGACCUGCUGCCUAAGGAUCCCUUCUGAUGAAUUCCCUAACCUAUUCAGAACCUGUGCUGUAACAGGAUGGUGUUUUAAAGGAUUUAUCCUGCUAUAUAUAUUGAUGACCUGUCCUCUGGAUAGGUCUUCAAUAUUAGAUUGGUGGGUGCCCGACACCAGGGACCUCUGGAGAUCAGCUUUUUAAAAAAGAGGCCACACUUCGUGAGCGCCGCAGCCUCUUCUUAUGCCAUAUCAUGUCACUGUACAUCGGUCACAUGACCCAGUUGCAGCUCAGCCCCAUUGAAGUGAAUGAGGCUGAGCUGCAAUACCAAGCACAGCCUCUAUACAAUGUAUGCCGCAGUGCUUGGAAAGCUGCCGAACGCCAAUCGGUGAAGGUGCUAGGACUUGGACCUUCCUGGAUAAACUGUUCAACUCUUAUGCCACAACCAAAUCAGUUUGCUACAUAGGAGAAAGAAAAGGUGGGCUUCCCUAUUGUCUCAUUCACACAUCAAUAUGGUAAUGCUGAAGCAAAACUGUCUCCAUAUUGUUAAGUAUUACAGACCAUAUUUUUUUAUUUUGUGGUCCAUUUUUAAUCAGUAUAGACUGAGGAAAAACAGGCUCCAUUAAAAUAAAAAAACUUGGCCUAAUUCGCAUUAUAAUUUAGAGGAAAUGGACUAAAGAAAAUCGAAACAAUAGAGAUACUAUAGUUGAACCUGAGAGGAGCUGCCUAUGCAUAAAGUUUCUCAAUACAUCUGUUUUACUGCAAUUAUUACCACUGAGGUCACAACAACUUGCACUGGUUUUGAUUUAUCAGUAGCUACUUGACAUCUAGACAUAAAAAUAGAAAGCUUCAAUUAUUGGAAGAAUUAUUUUGGAGUUGUAGAGCUCAAGAUGAGAUAAACCCUACUGUCAGUACAUUCAUUUUUUAAUACAGGGGCAGUGCUCCAGACAAAAAAAAAUUACCAGGAGCCAUUGGCUCCUAAACUAAAAAAGUUAGGAGCCAAAUUACAUUU